Molecule: messenger RNA, 405 nt
Organism: Microthlaspi erraticum
Lineage: Eukaryota; Viridiplantae; Streptophyta; Magnoliopsida; Brassicales; Brassicaceae
Source: the annotation of a GenBank genome assembly
AUGGACUACAGCUUAGCGGCGGUGAAGGUGCUCAACUCCCAGCUCCGGGACGCUAAACCGACGCCUUCUCAGAACGCCACCUCACUAGGCGGCGUACUUUUUCAACGUGCUUGGUUACAGGGCGUUUUGAUCUCCUGUGGCGGCGAUAACCCUGUGGUCCUUGAUGACGGGACCGGUCUUGUCGAGCUCAGACUCUCCAGCGACUUUGCCACCCGUCAAUGGAAAUUAGGAAUGUACCUGAUGGUUGUUGGUGUCUACGUUAUCCGUACGGGAGAGAUACCUCUGAUUAAGGUUCAUAAGAUGGUUGACCUCUCGGGAAGCCCGGACCGUGAAGCCAUGUGGUAUUUAGAAGUCAUGGACGCAUACAGACUCUUCUAUGAGCCCUUGAUCCAAGAGUUCUCUUGA